Molecule: messenger RNA, 4371 nt
Organism: Mauremys mutica (yellowpond turtle)
Lineage: Eukaryota; Metazoa; Chordata; Testudines; Geoemydidae
Gene: STAT2
Product: signal transducer and activator of transcription 2
Exons: 24
Coding region: 151-2976 (941 amino acids)
Biological process (GO): regulation of transcription by RNA polymerase II; defense response; response to peptide hormone
Molecular function (GO): RNA polymerase II cis-regulatory region sequence-specific DNA binding; DNA-binding transcription factor activity, RNA polymerase II-specific
Source: RefSeq, a predicted model, not a curated record
GGAAGAGCGGCUCCCUGCGCGGCGGGAGGGCAGUGCGGUGCCCGGCACGGCAAGCUUAGGGGACCUGCGAGCUGGUCCGCGCAGCUGGGAGGUAGCGGCGCGGCGCGGCCCGGCUCGAGGGGGGGCUGAGACGCCGGGGACGGCCCCACCAUGGCCCAGUGGCAGGAGGUCCAGCAGCUGGAGAAAGCCUACCUGGAGCAGGUGCACCAGCUGUACUCGGAGGACCACCUGCCCAUGGAGGUGCGGCAGUACCUGGCUCCCUGGCUCGAAGACCAGAACUGGAGCCGGGCGGCCGAGCCCCCCGCGGCCGAGCCCCACUCUUCCCAGGCCCACAUGCUCUUCCAGACCCUGCUGGCCCUGCUGGACGACCAGUACAGCCGCUUCGGGGCCAGCGAGAACGACUUCGUGCUCAAGCACAACCUGCGCAAAUCCAAGCUCAACCUGCAGGCCAGGUACCAGGAGUGCCCGGAGCAGCUGGCCAACGUCAUCGCCAACCUGCUGCGGGAGGAGAAGGCCAUUCUGAGCAGGGGGCUCGCGGCCCAGCAGGCCGCAGCUCAGCCGCCGGCCAGUGCCCCCAUGGAGACGGACCGGCAGCAGAAGAUCGAGCGGCGCCUGGCAGAGGCCAAGGCAGCGGUGCAGGAGCUGGAUCGCGAAGUGCGGCACCUGGAGGAGCUGCAGGACACCUUCGACUUCCGCUAUAAGCUGCACCGUAUGGUUGCGAGCGGUGCUCCCCCCAGCCCCGACCUGGCCCGCCAGACGGAGCAGCUGCAGGCCAUGCUGAACAACCUGGACCGGAGCCGCAAGGACGUGCUGGCCCGGGCGCAGGAGCUGCUGGGCCGCUGCGAGACGCUGCGGGAUUUCCUGCUGGAGGAGCUGGCCGAGUGGAAGGACCGGCAGCGGAGGGCCUGCAUCGGGGCAGCCUGCGACUCCAGCCUGAGCCGCCUGGAGACCUGGUUCACGGGGGCGGCCGAGGUGCUUUUCCAGCUCUGGCGCCUCCUGCAGGCCCUGGGUGACCAGCAUGUCAAACUCACCUACCAGCACGACCCGCUGGCGACACAGCGACCCCUGCUGGAGAGCCGGCUGCAGGAGCAGCUCUCCUGCCUCUUGAGGAGUGCCUUUGUGGUGGAAAUCCAGCCCAUCAUGCCGUUCCCCAACCGGAGGCCCCUGGUGCUGAAAACCGGCAGCAAAUUCUCCGUCCGCGCCAGGCUCCUGGUCAAGCUGCAGGAUCGAAGCCAUCGGCUGGAGGUGAAAAUCGUCCUCGACCAGCAUCCCCCUGACGUGAAAGGGUUCCGGAAGUUCAACAUCCUGACGUCCACCAGCAAGACGCUGGUCCAGGACGAUCCGCAGAUGGAGGGGCUGGUCUGCGACUUCCGGCACAUAUCGCUGAAGGACCAGAGGGCCGGGGCCUCGGGCAAAGGCAGCAAAGGUGCCAGCGAGGGCCUGCUGGCCAUCACGGAGGAGCUGCACCUCAUCACGUUCACACUGGACUAUAAGUACCAGGAGCUGGCGCUGGAGCUCCAGACAUCCACCCUGCCUGUGGUGAUCAUCUCCAGCAACAACCAGUUCUCCAGCGCCUGGGCCUCCGUGCUCUGGUUCAACAUGCUCAGCCCAGACCCCAAGAACCAGCUGUUCUUCUCCGCGCCGCCAGCCGCCUCCUGGGCCCAGCUGGCCGAGGUGCUGAACUGGCAGUUCUCAGCCGCCACCGAGCGCGGGCUGGACAAGGAGCAGCUGCACAUGCUGGCGGAAAAGCUCUUUGGGCCGGAAGCCACCCCCGCCAGCACUCUGACCUGGGCCAAGUUCGCCAAGGACAACCCGCCCGUCUUCUCCUUCUGGACCUGGCUGGACGGGAUCCUGAACCUGAUCCGAGACCACCUGGCCCAGCUCUGGAAGGAUGGGCACAUCAUGGGCUUCGUGAGCCGCAAGCGGGAGCGGCAGCUGCUGAAGAGGAAGCAGAUGGGCACCUUCCUGCUGCGCUUCAGCGAGAGCAGCCGCGAGGGCGGCAUCACCUGCAGCUGGGUGGAGCCCGGGGAGAAAGGUCAGCCCAAGGUCCGGUCUGUGGAGCCCUACACAAAGAUGGAGCUGACGUCGCUGCCGCUGCCUGACAUCAUCCACGACUACCAGCUGGUGGCCGCCGAGAACAUCCCCGAGAACCCGCUCAAGUUCCUGUACCCCGGCACACCCCGGGACGAGGCCUUCGGGAAGUACUACACCGAGAGGAGGGAAGUGGACCUGCUGGAGCGGAGGAAGUACCUGAACCGGCGCCUGAUCCGAGUGUCCUCCAGGCAGCCGCAUGAGCCGUGGCUGCCGGAGGACAUGGUAGCAGCACCUCCUGCAGCUGAGGGGCUGGCAGCCAAUCACCUGGAGGCGCUGGAGCUGGGGGCCAAUCGACUGGAAGCGCUGGAGCCAGGGGCCAGUCACCUGGAGCCGCUGGAGCUGGGGGCCAAUCACGUGGAGGCACUGGAGCCGGGGGCCUGUGGGCUGGAGGCACUGGGAUUGGGGGCUUAUGAACUGGAGUCACUGGAGCUGGGGGCCUAUGGGCUGGAGGCACUGGGGUUGGGGGCCUAUGGGCUGGAGGCGCUGGAGCCAGGGGCCAAUCACCUGGAGGCGCUGGAGCCGGGACCCAGUCGGCUGGAGGCGCUGGAGCCGGGACCCAGUCGGCUGGAGGCGCUGGAGCCGGGACCCAGUCGGCUGGAGGCGCUGGAGCCGGGACCCAGUCGGCUGGAGGCGCUGGAGCCGGGACCCAGUCGGCUGGAGGCGCUGGAGCCGGGGGCCAGUACUCAAGAGGCGCUGGAGGCGCUAAAGCAGGAACUGGACCUGAUGAGCUUUGAUCAGGCUGGCUCCAACGUGCUCCGAGGCGGAGACCCCUACCUACCCCCACCGGCCGACAUGCCCCCCCCUGUGCUGUCUGGCAACACCUUGUUCCUGGGGGCCAACGACCUCCCCCCACUCCACGUCGACUCCAAGGACUUCCAGUGACAGCGUCUGCCCCUUGCUGGGGGGGCUCAGAGGCCAGGGCCUGUUCCCCAGCCCCCCCCGUGUAUGGGGGGGUGGCCCUGGCUCUGCCCUCCCCUGCCUUCCGGGUAGGCCCCGGGGCAUCCGUGGUCCCUGGGGCGGGGGGUUCUCAGGCCUUCCUGUCCUUAGUGGUGGGGUGCAGGUGGCUCCCCCGGGGGUGAGACGAACUCUCUCUCUCUUGUAAAUAAACCUGCCCCCCCCCAGCUCGCUGUGGUGCUGAACUGUCUGUCCCCCUUCUGUGGGGGCCGUGUGCGGGCUGCACCCUCCUGCUCCCCGGGGCUGUUGUGCUCUGGCUGGCCACCAGAGGGCACCGCACCCUCUCCUACCGUCCCCGCCCCCCCCCCACAGGUUGCAGGGGUGGGGGGUCCCCCCACCUGGAGGGGAGCCCCUGGCCCUUUGCCAAAGUGGAACUCGGCUCCCCCAGCCCAGGAGCAGGGCCCUGGCUGGCGGCCGGGGCCUGAGCGCUGGGCUGGUUCUGGGGCGGGGGGGCCUGGAGUUGGAUGUGGGGAGGAGCAGGGAGGGCUGAGCCCGGGCGGAGGGGGGUGUGUGUUACCAGCCCCCCUCCCCCCCCAGGGGGUGCGCUAGGGGCUGGGGCUGGCUUGAGGUUUCCCAGGGCGUCAAAGUUGGGACCAGACCCCAGGCGUCCUGCCCCUCGGUCCAUCCGUGUCCCCCCUGCCCCUCAACCACGCUGCCUCCUCCCGCAGAGGGGGCCGAGCAGAGCAGGGAGGGCGAUGCCCCUGGUGAUGGGCAGAAGCCCCUGCCCCUGCCCCUGGAGAGGCCCUGGCCCAUUCCCGGGGAGCUCGGGGGGCUGAGCUGGGGCAGGAGGGCUGGGUGUUGGUCUCUGAGAUGGUACUGGCCUGAGCUGGGUGCCGUGGCCCUUGCAACCCCCUGCUUCUCCCUCUUCUUCCCCCCCCCCCCCGUGCCAGCCAUGUGGCUGGGAAUUUUUUAUAACAUUUUGUAUGAUGACUGUGUGUGCCUCAGUUUCUCCAUGUGCUGCAUAGCUAACUAGGUGCCGGGGGAAAGGGUUACUCGCAGCCACCCAGGCGUGGCUGACACGCGGCUGGCUGGGACCCAGAAGACAACGGCCCUGGUCAGGGCCCCUCUGCAGGAAGCCGGCCAGGGGGGAGCAGCUGGAGAACAAGGAGCCGAGGAGGAGGAGGAGGGCGGCCGGGGGCCCAGCUUUGCCCGGGACCAGAGGAAAGGACGGCGGAGGGCCAAGGACCGGUGUUAAGUGGGGGCUGCUGGAAGCCAUGGACUCUGCGGGGCCGGGGCUGAGCGUGUUGGGCUCUGGACUGACCCCCGAGGACUUUUCCCUUCUCUGUGCUGCCCCGAGGUGUGUAAUAAACCCCCCGAACAGCA